AUGAUCUUCAGCACUGACAACGGUGGAGUGCCUAAAAACGGUGGAUACGACUACCCCCUGAGGGGAAGAAAAGACACUCUAUGGGAAGGAGGAAUCAGAGGGGUAGGGUUCGUACAUGGUGACAUUCUCUCCAGGAAAGGAGUGAAUUGUACAGGACUUAUUCACGUGACUGAUUGGUAUCCAACCUUAGUUAAUCUGGCUGGUGAGUACAUGGCUACAGUGCUUUUGACCCAGGAGCCCAUCAGGUCUUCUCAGUUUUAUCUCAGAGAGGUGCUUUGUCUUGAGACAUUCUAUCAUGAGAGCGUUGUAUUCCAUUCACAGUUUAUUUAUCCCUAUAGCUUUCAUACAUACUUCACAUCUUUUACACAUUUCACCCCACACUUUCUUUGCACAUAUAUAGCGCGCGCGGAAUAUUUUCUCAUCCCUGAUGAUGCCGUUGAUCAGUGAAAGCUUGGAUUUUGGAUUUUACUUUUUAAACAGCAGUUUAAGGCCUCACUAGAACAGUUUUAUAUUUUUAAAAGGUUAACAUCUCAUGUAAACAAACUCACUUGUCUGUCGGGUACAAUAUAUUUUAGGUGGGCAAUUGGAUCAGGAGGAACUCGCUGCCCUUGAUGGUCACGAUGUAUGGAAGGCAAUUUCUAAUGGUGAUCCUUCACCUCGCACAGAGAUUCUUCAUAACGUAGACACUCCUUCUGUUCCACACCAGUUGGACUUUGCAUAUCAAGGAAUUGGUCUUCGUGUUGGAGACAUGAAACUUCUCAUGGGGGUCCCUAACAUCUCUUACUUCAUACCACCCGAAGAACGGAAUUCUUCUCAAGGAAAUGAAGUGUAUUUGUACGAGUUUGAAGGUGUAAGUUAGUUCUUGAAGAUAUAUUAGUCCUUUGUGCACUGGCUAUGUUAUGUAUCGCCCCAUGUAAGGGCCGGGAGUCCAAGACAUUCUUGGAUUCUGGACUCCAUGUCGUGGAUUCCGGAUUCCUGGUACUGGAACUUGGAUUCUAGAUUCCAAUCCGCCCUACGGAAAAAGAUGGCGGCUGUAUAUUUUACCACAAUUCCUUUCGAACCUAACACGGCCAAUUACACAUAAAGUCAUAUUUUUUUUUGGGGGGGGGGGGGGGGCGAAAUUUGUCCCUGUAAUAGCAACAUUGCCUAUCCUAGGUUUGAAGUUUAUAAAACUUUUCUGUGCGUUUUUAUGAUCAAUUUUAUGGUUUUCAUGCGCUAAGAACUGUGGGUACAUGUACCAGUCGCCAUCUUUUUAGGUACGGUGCGGUGGAUUGUUAGCGGGAUUCCGGACUCCUUAAGCUAAAUUCCAGAUUCCAACGCUCAGGAUUUCGGAUUCCAAGGCAAAAAUUUUCCUACAUUUCAGAAUCCGGAUCCCCUUACGUGGUGUGAUAUGUUUGACAUACACAGCUUUCAUUUGGAGUCCCUUCGGGUAUUCUUUGUGGCCAAUAUUUGCUUCCAGGUUGCGGGCUUGCAGUUCUCUCUGUUUCCCCUCAAAACAAACAGACAAACAAACAAAAUAAAACAGAAAACAGACGGGCCAUGGAAAGGGUCAACCAAAUCUUCCCACGGUGCCUUUCGCUUUCAAAAGCUCGUUCCCAAGUUUCCACUCGAUCCUCUGAUAUCUUCCACAAGUGAGACUGGUCACAAAGUAAGACAUGCUCAGACUCAUUCUCCUAGCUUAUUUACAAUUUUUCAGUUCCUUAAUUACGUCCGUUUUCGCUGAAACUGAAUACGGACUGAGUUGCAGUUUAUUCAUUCCGUGGAUUUGUCAUUUUAGAGCCUUCGAAACUGCGCGAAUGACACUGAUGAGCCAAAUGAGACCCUUUCUUAUUUUAUUCGGAGAUUGUUUAAAGCGCUCGUAUAUUUGAAUUGCUCGCCUUGGUGGUCAAAAAAUAACUAAUAUAAUGAAGUCCACUAUUUCUUCGCGAUAUGACUAAUGUGGAAAAUGUGUUUGUUGUUUUGUUAAGGCUCAAGCUGUAUAAUCUAAUAUUUUUUCUUUGCUACGUUUAGUACCAAAAAAUUUCUUUUUUUUAGCCUCCAGUUCCCCUUGUCGAUGUAGCCCUCUACAAUAUCACCGCUGACCCAUAUGAGAAGUACGACCUCAGCAAAAAGUUCCCGGAUAUGGUAGAGAAGUUCCAAGAUCGAGUGCAGUCGUACAUGAGUGGUGCGUUACCUCCUGCUAAUAAACCAGGUGACCCGAAGGCGCGACAAGUAGCAAAGGAGAAUGGGGCCUGGACUCCGUGGAUGUGAUCUUCCUCGCAAUGAGCCAUUUCUGAGUUGCUCCAAGCCUCUGUUUCAAAGCGAGGCUAAGUGCGAAGCCAUUGAUAUGAAAAUGUUCCUUUAUUCUCAUGCAAAUAUAAGUCAUUUUCACAAGAUAGGGUUUUGCACUAAGCCUCGUUCUAAAAAUAAGAGUUUUACGAACUCGGAAGAGGCCCAUUAGAGAAAUCCGGAGCUUUCCUUAUUUUUUUACUAGCUGUCCGUUUUUAGAUUUUUCUUGCAUUGCAAGUGUGAGUCAUUUGCAAAACUUAGCUUAGAAAGAGAAAUGGACAAUGAAUGAAAUAUUCACAUGGGAAUAUGUAGAAAAAAUUUCGAUUUAGUGCCUAAGGUUUUUUACUGUAAACGGCAGGGUAGGUUUUGGAGAAUUAAUUGUAAUUUUUUCCGUCAAGGCAGUAUAGAUGUAGAAUCUUUCGAUUACAAACGUUUAAAACCAGUUUGGUAUCAUGAAUUUGCUUGUAAAUAUUAAUGGGCAUCUAUG
Porites lobata is the source of this 2755-nucleotide messenger RNA. The record is from the annotation of a GenBank genome assembly. Lineage: Eukaryota; Metazoa; Cnidaria; Anthozoa; Scleractinia; Poritidae.